This is a messenger RNA of Monoraphidium neglectum, 855 nucleotides long. Its product is annotated as Lipase member M. NCBI's taxonomy places the organism in Eukaryota, Viridiplantae, Chlorophyta, Chlorophyceae, Sphaeropleales, Selenastraceae. Bases 1 to 855 code for a protein of 284 amino acids. The transcript has 6 exons. The record is from RefSeq and is a predicted model, not a curated record.
AUGGGGUUCUACCUGGCUGAUGCGGGCUUUGACGUGUGGGUCGCGAACUCGCGCUGCAACUCGUACAGCGCGGGCAACCGCGAGUACCGCAGCACCGACGCGGGCUACUGGCAGAGCUCCCUGGACGAGCUCGCGCUGCUGGACCUGCCGGCCACGAUUGACGCGGUGCUGCGCAUGACGGGCGCGCCGCAGCUGUCGGUCGUCGGGCACUCGCAGGGCGCGGCGCUGCCGGCGAUGCUGCUGGCGGCGCGGCCGGAGUAUAACAAGAAGGUUGGCUUGGUUGUGAUGCUGGCGCCCGUCAUGUUUGCCGAAGAGCUCAAGACGAAAUUCCUCACGAGCCAAGCGCGCAAAGGCGGCGCAUCGCUCCUGGCCGACGCCGGCAUCGGCCACUUCCUUCCUAGCACCAUGAUGGCCCACCUCCUGCAGGGCUGCAUGCGCUCCCACCAGUCCAAGGCGUGGUGCUUCAACCUCGUAAACUUCUUCCUGUUCGGCCCCUCGAGCCGCGUCGCGGACGACGACUUUGCGCGGCUCGCGGCAGCAUGGCCGUCAGGCAUGCCGCUGCGCGUCAUCAUGCACUGGUCGCAGAUGCACCGCUCGGGCCGGGGGCUGGAGAUGUUUGACUACGGGUCUGUCUGCGACGGCCCCAGCGUGCACGGGCCCUACCAAGAGACCUGCAACCAGGCGAAGUAUGGGCAGGAGGUGCCACCCCUGUAUGACAUCAGCCGGGUCACCACCAAGGCGGCGGUCAUGUAUGGCGCCGACGACCUUUUGGGGACUGAGGCCAACGUUGCCAAGCUGCUGGCCAACUGGAGGGCCGACGUGGUUUUCACAAGGAAGUACCUCAACACAGCGUGA